Phalaenopsis equestris is the source of this 1293-nucleotide messenger RNA. RefSeq names its product ribosomal RNA small subunit methyltransferase I. The record is from RefSeq and is a predicted model, not a curated record. Gene Ontology annotation, molecular function: methyltransferase activity. NCBI's taxonomy places the organism in Eukaryota, Viridiplantae, Streptophyta, Magnoliopsida, Asparagales, Orchidaceae.
GCAAGGAAGCAUGCACCCACUCGCCCGACCCUUUCAAAUCUCCGCCAUUUCAAAGCUGGCAGCCCCAUCCAUUUCUCCUCUCCUGCUCCGAUCUUUCGCGCAGCCCUUCUCUACCUCCGGCUCUCUUCGCUGUGCUUCUUCGAGCUCAGAAGGCGAUGCCAUCUCCGCAACCGAGCCCGUCAAUCACGUUAACUUCUCUACGAAGGGUUCCUUGAAAUCUGGACUAUAUAUUGUCGCAACACCCAUUGGUAAUCUUGAGGAUAUCACAUUGCGUGCACUGCGCAUCCUUAAAUCUGCAGAUGUGAUACUCUCAGAAGAUACAAGGCUCCAACACUACAAUAUUGAUACCCCUCUUUUUAGUUACCACAAAUUCAAUGAAUCUCAACGUGAAAAAACAAUUUUAAGGAGACUCCGAGAAGGACAAGCCCUUGCAUUAAUUAGUGACGCUGGGACUCCACUCGUCAGUGAUCCUGGCUUGGAACUCGUAAAGUCGUGUAAUCGUGAGAACAUUGCUGUUUAUCCUAUUCCUGGACCUUCAGCACUGGUUGCUGCUCUUUCUACUUGUGGGCUUUCAACUAAUGAAUUCACAUUUGUUGGAUUCCUUCCUAAGCAUGGUGGCUCAAGAAGAUCAAGGCUUCUGAUUGCUGCCAAUCAAGCGGCUACACAAAUAUUUUUUGUUCCUCCUCACAAGAUUUUGCAAUUCCUUACCGAAACUUCUUUGAUCUUUGGCGAAUCAAGGUUAUGUGUCAUUGCUAGGGAAAUGACAAAGCUCCAUGAAGAGUUCUGGCGAGGUACUCUAGGAGAAGCAGCUAUGGUGUUUUCAAGUAGACAACCUAAAGGAGAAAUUACGCUCUUGAUAGAAGGUAGGGCAGAUUCUCCUGUUAAAGCUCCAUCUGAGGAUGAACUCGAGCAUGAACUGAGAGAUUUGGUAUUGAAGGGCCACAGUAUUUCUACGUCAGUGAAAAUUGUUGCAGAGGGAACAUCAGCGAAUAGAAAAGAAGUAUAUGCCCUUGCAUUAAGAUUGUUCCGAAAACAUGAUGAAACUGAGGAAUCUUCUAAUAGUUAACACUCUGUCUUUGAACCAACUUCAAUGUCUUUUCUCAUCAAAUCAAAGCUGCAGUGGGCCCGAGGAAAACAAUUACAUGGGCAAGCAAGUUUGAAAGGUAGUCAUGUCACCCUUGACUGAUCAAAGAAAUCUUCGAUAUCAUAAGCUGUUAUGUUUACAUGACAGGUAAAAAUGAAAUUUGAAUUGUAUGAUACUGAAACUCAUUGUUAUGCUCCAUAAAAUGUUAA